AUGGCCGACCAGAACUCGUCACAACCUCAGGCCAUGGAUGCUCCUCAGCAGGUGGCACCGAGUGCCCCCUCUCCCGCUCUCUCUACCCCCGGCUCCGCCCCCAUGAUGAACUCUCCGGUUCCUCUCCUUCGCCCUGCCAUCCCCGGGUCAAGACCCAGUGGCGGUGCCCGAACACCGAGACUCGGCCUUGCAAUCCCCCCAUCACCAAAUGCAAAACCCGUCGGCGGAACGGCGCCCCAACCCGUAAACUCUCGACCUCCUCUUCCGACCCUCCACCUUGCCACUCCCAUGGGCAGCCAAACAACACCAUACGAGCAACCUCCAAGAGCAGUUGGGGUGGGACAGUCAGCCAGCGGUGGCAGUGAGAGCAGUGCGGCCCACUCUCGGUCAGGAAGCUUCGGUCCACUAGAUGGCAGAGCUAGCAACCCUACGUCUGCUGGCUCUCAGUACUCGGCGUUAUCAUUUGCUUCACAAUAUGGUUUCGGGGCACGACCCCAGGGAACCCCCGAUCCUUCGUCUGCUGUUGGCUCCAUAUACUCAGAGCGGAGUGACGGAGGUGUGGGCAUGGAGCGAGACAACAGCCUCCAAGGCCUCGAAGGUUUCGAUAAGCUGUCCCUGGAACGCGGCAGGACGCUGGAUGUCGAAGAACUUGAUGCAGAUGGCUGGAGAGUUGCCAGCAUUGAGAAGAGGAUCGAGGAGCUUGAUUCUCUUGGUGAAGGUGCCGGAGGUGCCGUCACGAAGGCCAAAUUGAAGGGUGGAAAGACAAUCUUUGCUCUGAAGGUCAUUACUACAAAUCCUGAUCCCGACGUCAAAAAGCAAAUUGUUAGAGAGCUUGGCUUCAACAAGGAGUGCGCAUCGGAGCAUAUCUGUCGGUACUACGGUGCGUUCGAGGACACGACAACAGGCACUAUUUCGAUCGCUAUGGAGUUCUGCGAGGGUGGUUCCCUUGACAGCAUUUACAAAGAGGUGAAGAAGCUUGGAGGCCGGACUGGCGAGAAGGUGCUCGGCAAGAUCUCCGAGGGCGUGCUUCGCGGACUGACUUACCUGCACGGUAUGCGCAUCAUCCAUCGAGACAUCAAGCCAUCAAACAUCUUGCUGUGCAGGAACGGAGACGUCAAGCUGUGCGAUUUUGGUGUCUCGGGAGACUUUGGCACCAAGGGCGAAGCAAACACAUUUAUCGGCACAAGUUACUACAUGGCCCCGGAGCGUAUCACCGGCCAAUCAUAUACCAUCACAUCCGACGUCUGGUCAACGGGAGUCACCCUCCUGGAGGUGGCACAGCAUCGGUUCCCCUUCCCCGCGGAUGGCACUGAGAUGCAGCCCCGCGCUGGCCUCAUCGACCUUCUCACUUAUAUUGUGCGGCAGCCGAUACCCAAGCUUAAAGAUGAGCCGGAUGCCAACAUCUUCUGGAGUGACAAUUUCAAAUACUUUAUCGAAUGCUGCCUGGAGAAGGAGAGCACUCGGAGAGCAAGCCCCUGGAGGAUGCUUGAGCACCCUUGGAUGGUUGAGAUGCGUUCGAAGCGCGUCAAUAUGGCCAAGUAUCUGGCGCAGGUAUGGGGCUGGGAUACGAAGGAGGUCAAGUGA
Messenger RNA from Colletotrichum truncatum, 1584 nucleotides. Its product is annotated as MAP kinase kinase. Gene Ontology annotation, molecular function: ATP binding; protein kinase activity. Gene Ontology annotation, biological process: protein phosphorylation. The record is from RefSeq and is a predicted model, not a curated record. Lineage: Eukaryota; Fungi; Ascomycota; Sordariomycetes; Glomerellales; Glomerellaceae.